AUGGUACACCAGCUCACCCAUAGACUAAACUUUUUGCUGAAAUAUAAUAUUUUUGUGCGUCAAUUUGCAACAAUGCUUCAUGGUUUAGCAACUUCCUCACCAUAUGUAACAAUAGUACCAACCUUGUCGGACAACUACGCAUAUAUACUAAAGAAUCCUGAAUCCAAUUCAUCAUUAUGCAUAGACCCUGCGGAAGCGGAUAAGGUGGUUCACUUGGCAAAUCAAAAUAAACUAAUACUUGAGGCAUGCUUAUGCACUCACAAACAUUACGACCAUAGUGGUGGAAAUGAGAAGAUCAAAAAAUUGGUGCCUGGGAUUAAAGUAUACGGGUCUAGUUAUGAACCGAUCCCAGGAUUAACAAAUAAAGUUAGUGACAAUGACACGUAUGAGAUUGCCGGAUUUAAUGUAAAAUGUAUAAGAGCAGAAUGCCAUACAAUUGGGCAUAUUAUGUACUAUGUUACACACAAGAAUUUUAAGGAACCAAUAAUAUUCACUGGAGACACUAUUUUUAUAGCUGGUUGUGGAAGGUUUUUCGAGGGAAAUGCUAAAAAGAUGCUGGAAAUUACAAACAAUUUUAAACGACUACCCCCAGAGACACUAGUGUAUUGCGGACACGAAUAUACUGUCAAGAACCUCAAGUUUACCAAUGAGCUGGAAAAUGGGUCUAACCCAAAUGUACUACAUGCACUUGACAUCGCCAUGAAAUUGAGGUGCGAGGAUAAGCCUACGGUGCCAUCUACGAUAGCUCAGGAAUUACUGCAUAACCCUUUUUUGAGAGUUUCUGAGCUUAAAAGGUUAUUUGGAGAUGUUUCUGAUGAGGAUGCCAUGAAGAAGAUCCGCCAAAUGAAGGAUGUCUAUUGA
This is a messenger RNA of Babesia microti strain RI, 861 nucleotides long. RefSeq names its product hydroxyacylglutathione hydrolase. The record is from RefSeq and is a predicted model, not a curated record. Gene Ontology annotation, molecular function: hydroxyacylglutathione hydrolase activity. NCBI's taxonomy places the organism in Eukaryota, Apicomplexa, Aconoidasida, Piroplasmida, Babesiidae. The transcript has 5 exons. Bases 1 to 861 code for a protein of 286 amino acids.